AUGAGCGGCGGUCCACACAUGACCAUGGAGCAGGUGGUGCGCACCUUCAAGCCCUGCAAGCUCUACGAUGGCGUCAACGAGAAAAUUGUUUCCGUAGAGGUCGAUGGGGAGAUGGAGGAGGUGGAGAUCGACCCCCAAGAGGGGCCGAAGAUCUUGAAGCCGGAUGGCACGGGGCCCGGACCCAACGACUUCCACAAGCUGCCCCGCGUGUGCCGGUCUCACCUUGACAUGUCCGCGGCGAACGGCUUGAGCAAGGGCUGGAUCUUCUACACUUCCACUGAGCGCAAAAUGUGCGUUUUGCAGGCAGCCAAAAUCAAUAAGCAGCGAAGAGCACUUGCCGCUCAACGUAGCGUGGAAUAG
Molecule: messenger RNA, 360 nt
Organism: Symbiodinium pilosum
Lineage: Eukaryota; Dinophyceae; Suessiales; Symbiodiniaceae
Source: the annotation of a GenBank genome assembly